This is a messenger RNA of Pterocles gutturalis (yellow-throated sandgrouse), 984 nucleotides long. RefSeq names its product scavenger receptor class A, member 5 (gene SCARA5). The annotation marks the transcript as partial. The record is from RefSeq and is a predicted model, not a curated record. The transcript is spliced from 4 exons. NCBI's taxonomy places the organism in Eukaryota, Metazoa, Chordata, Aves, Pterocliformes, Pteroclidae.
GUCCCGUGCGGAGGAUGAAGGCAGCAGGACGCUGCAGCCGGCUGAGCUCUUUGGCAGCGUUGAAAUAUGCUGUGGUGGGACUCUACCUCCUCGUCUUCCUCAUCCUCAUCGGAGUCUUCAUCCUCGCAGUCUCCAGACCGCAGACUUCCCCCGAGGACCUGAAGGCCCUGAUGGGGAACGUCAACCGCCUCAACGAGAGCUUUCGGGACAUGCAGCUGAAGCUGCUGCACCUACCUCUGAAAGGGGACGUGCUGGAUCACAUCUGGAGGCUGCAGGACCUCCUGCAGAACCACUCGGACUCCUUGUUCCUCAUGACGGGGUCACUGCAGAAGCUGGAAGGGCUUCUCUGGAGCCUGCAGACCCAAGCCAGCCAAACGGACAAGGCAGUGUCCAACCUCUGGGACAGCUUGUCCCAGCAGAACGACGCGGCUCAGCAGGAGAUGUACAAGCUCUCCGUGGAAGGCAACAGCAGCCGGCUGCUGCUGCAGCACCACGACCGCCUCCUGAGCCACCUGGGCAGCAGGGUGGAGAGCCUGAGCGAGCAGGUGACGGCCGUGAACGGGGCCAUGGACACCAUGAACAGGACCUUCUCCUACGACGUGAACAUCCACCAUACCCGCAUCCAGGACCUGCAGGUGCUGAUCAGCAACGCCACAGAAGAUGCCCGGCAGAUGCGCCUCAUCCACAUCGCCAUGGAGGAGCAGCUGAAGCACGAGCUGGCCAUCCUCAACAACGUGACGGAGGACCUGCGGCUGAAGGACUGGGAGCACUCCGUGGCGCUGAAGAACAUCUCCGUGAUACGGGGGCCACCAGGACCCAAAGGAGACCAAGGCAAUGAAGGGAUGGAGGGUGAACCUGGGCUUCCUGGCUUGCCUGGGCUUCGAGGGCUACCAGGGGAGAGAGGACCACCAGGACCACGUGGCUUGAAAGGCGACCAAGGAGACCUUGGCCCCCCAGGUCCAGUGGGGAUGCGAGGAUUCAAAG